This is a messenger RNA of Drosophila elegans, 1312 nucleotides long. RefSeq lists its product as uncharacterized. Gene Ontology annotation, biological process: septate junction assembly; regulation of tube size, open tracheal system. The transcript is spliced from 4 exons. The coding region runs from base 144 to 914 and encodes 256 amino acids. The record is from RefSeq and is a predicted model, not a curated record. Lineage: Eukaryota; Metazoa; Arthropoda; Insecta; Diptera; Drosophilidae. Gene Ontology annotation, cellular component: membrane; septate junction.
AGCCCCACCUAUUUUUUUUUUGGGUGUGUGCGAGUUGCAUUUGUUUACGCUGUUGAAAACCAGACAACACAGAAACGAUACUCUAAUAAUCCGCUCCAACUGCGAUCCGCCGAGAAUCAGGACAAGGACACAAGGUCAGCAGGAUGCGCGAACUCAACAAGCAGCAGUCGCAGGACACCACAGACUCUGGAGUCGAGAAGGGAGACUACCCGCGGGCCACAAACGGCGUGGUCUUCGGGGCCAUCGUCACCUUCGCCAGCUUCUUUGUGCUGAUGAUGUCCUUCUGCUCGCCGUACUGGAUCGAGUCGUACGAGGAGACGCGGGCCAGCUUCAAGAACAUGGGCCUCUGGCAGUACUGCUUCAAGGACUUCGUGUACCCCAAGUACCAGUUCCCCAAGCAGUUCAACGGCUGCCACAACAUCUUCUCGCACGACUACUACGUUAUCCGUGAGUACCUGCUGCCAGGCUGGCUGAUGGCUGUGCAGGGCUUCGUCACCAUGUCCUUCAUCAUCGUGUUCCUCGUGCUCGUCCUGCUCUCGCUGACCAUUAUCCGGCUGCCACUGAAGCCCGUGCUGCAGUACGAGUGGCUGCUCGUGCGUCUCUCUUACCUGGGCACCGCUGUCUCCUCUCUGUUCAUGUUUCUGGCCGUGUGCAUCUUCGGGAGCUGCGCUUACCGCCGCGACUGGAUGAUGUACCCCAAGUUCAACGUGCUGGGCUGGUCUUACGCCCUGGCCGUGGUCACCUUCAUGCUCCUCGGCCUGGCCGCCCUCAUCCUGCAGCGCGAGGCCCGCCAGGCCUACGAAGCCCGUGGCGAGCAGAAGAACCUGGUCAUGCAGAUGGAGAUGCAGGAGCCGGGCUACCAGCCGCCGCGCCACCACCACAGUCAGUCGCGCAGCCUGCAGGGCUACAUAUAAGGGCUCCAGGUUAAUAGCCACCACCAUUCAAUGCAUUCCACUCCACUCGGAUGGAUCUAGCCUAAGUUUCCCCAAGCAAUCUCGUAUCUUCGCCGUCGACGCCGUCCAAAGUGCCUUCAAGUUUAACCAUCGAAUAUAUACAUAUUUAUACACGCCGAACUCCAUUUAUACUGUAAUUGUAUCGAAGAGCACACACUUAAAAUUAAGACCAGUACGAUUUUGAGCCCAGGAUGCCCUCCAUUUUAUAUUUCUACUUUAAAUUACCAUUUUUAUGCAGGCUCAAACUACAAGCUACUCAAACAUAGCAAAAAGUAUUGUAUUUCACGUUUGAAGAUGCCCCUUUAUCAGCAAAUUGGUGUGAAGACAUAUCAACAUUAAAAACUGACGUAUUAUUUGAA